This is a messenger RNA of Parnassius apollo (apollo), 600 nucleotides long. Lineage: Eukaryota; Metazoa; Arthropoda; Insecta; Lepidoptera; Papilionidae. The record is from the annotation of a GenBank genome assembly.
AUGAAGAGAUGGGAGUCGGCGUGCGAGGAAUUAUGGCUCUCUAUAGACUUAGGACUUAACAACAAAGCUAGAAUAAAUAUUUGCGCUGCGUAUAUUCCCCCACCAAUUUCAAAAGAUUACUUACAAACUUUUCACAAUAAUCUCACGGAUGUCGUCGGCAAUAAAAUAUUAAACGGCUCAUUUACCCUGUUGGUAGGUGAUUUCAAUCUUCCUAAUAUAGUCUGGGAGACUAUAGGCGAUCCAAAUGUAUACACCCCAAAGCCAAAUAACGGGACUAUCGAAAACAUGUUCAUAGACGAAAUUACGUUCAAUAAUCUUAAACAAUGUAAUUGUAUCUUAAACGAUAAUUGUCGUAUUUUGAACUUGGUGCUUGUGGAUAAUACUUAUAACGUGAAGGUGGUCGAAGCUUCGCUGCCCUUGGUUGGAUUGGAUUCUCAUCAUCCUGCCCUCGAAAUACUAAUUCACAGCCUGGGGAAUAUAAAACCAUGCAGGUCCAAACGUGUAGCAUCACCAAACUAUUCCAAGUGCGACUUUGACGCUAUCAACGAAGUACUCACGCAUAUAGUGUGGUCCGAAGUGUGGUCUGAGCUUUAUGACUAG